AUGACGUCACUGCCUUGCGGUGCCUCCAUAUCCCCAGCAGCUUCACAAUCCAGCACAAUGCUCCCCUCUUAUUGUGGGAGCCCUAAUUGUCACAAGCUCUCUUACACUCGGUUCGGGCAACUGCCAUCGCUCGUCAAUAAGCAAUCUUUCAAAGGAUCACACAAGAUUGGCAUCAAAUGCAGUUACACUGAUCCUGGCAUUAGGAACAAUCCUGCAAGUGGCACAAUUGAUGUUGUGGCAGAGGUUAAGACUGAGCGAAUUGUGAUAUUAGGAGGCAGUGGCUUUGUGGGUUCUGCAAUAUGCAAGGCUGCAGUAUCAAAGGGUAUAGAGGUCACUAGUAUUAGCAGGUCAGGAAGGCCUUCUUACUCAGGCUCGUGGGUAGAUCAGGUCACUUGGCUUACAGGAGAUGUAUUUUAUGCAAAUUGGGACGAAGUGCUUCCUGGGGCUACAGCAGUGGUUUCCACGCUUGGAGGUUUUGGCAGUGAGGAGCAGAUGCAAAGGAUCAAUGGGGAGGCUAAUGUUGUGGCUGUAAAUGCUGCUAAAGAAUAUGGUAUCCCAAAGUUUAUAUUGAUCUCGGUCCACGAUUAUAAUCUGCCAUCAUUUCUACUCUCAUCGGGAUACUUCACCGGAAAAAGAAAAGCUGAAUCUGAGGUUCUAUCCAAAUAUCCAUCUUCAGGUGUUGUGUUCAGGCCGGGUUUCAUAUACGGAAAGAGAAAAGUGGACGGGUUUGAGAUCCCUCUCGACCUGAUAGGUGAGCCUUUGGAGAAGCUUCUGAAUGCCGUGGAGAAUUUCACCAAACCUUUGAACUCUCUGCCUGCUUCGGAUUUGGUAUUGGCACCUCCAGUGAGCGUGGACGAUCUUGCAUCUGCCGUAGUAAAUGCAAUCAACGAUGACGAUUGCUUUGGGGUUUUCACAAUCGAGCAGAUUAAGGAAGCUGCAAGAGCAGUAAAGGUGUAA
This is a messenger RNA of Striga hermonthica, 957 nucleotides long. The record is from the annotation of a GenBank genome assembly. Lineage: Eukaryota; Viridiplantae; Streptophyta; Magnoliopsida; Lamiales; Orobanchaceae.